CAAUCACAACUCAUCGUAUUCCAAGCACACCUCUAUAAUUUCUAAAUAGUUUAUAUUCUCUCAAAUUACCCUUUCUUUUUUCAAAAUGGGCUGUGAAAGUAUGAUGAUCAAAACCUCUUUCAUGAGUACUAGCCUUACACAAUCUCCAUUCUCUAAUAAAAACAUGGACAGGGUAGGAACCAAAACCUUUAAAUCCACUGUUAGGUCUUCAAAAACUAGUUCAUUAAUAGUGAAAAGACACUAUAAUGAUAAGAAAACCGUAUCAAUUAAUGGUAACGGUAAUAGUAAUAGUAAUGGUAAAUUUGGAAAGUUCGGGGGUAAGUUCGUCCCCGAAACACUGAUUACUUGUUUGAACGAUCUAGAAGCAGAAUUCCAGUCCGCUUUGCACGAUCCUCAGUUUCAGGGUGAACUUGAGAGGGCCCUAAGAGAUUAUGUUGGGCGAGAGACGCCUUUGUACUUUGCUGAGAGGCUAACAGAGCACUACAAGAGGAGUAAUGGAGAAGGCCCAGAGAUAUAUCUAAAGAGAGAAGAUCUUUGCCAUGGCGGUGCACACAAGAUGAACAACGCCAUUGCGCAGGCGAUGAUCGCCCGCCGCAUGGGCAGAACAAGUGUGGUAGCGGCCACCGGGGCCGGUCAACACGGUGUUGCCACAGCCGCUGCCUGUGCCAAACUGUCUUUGGAGUGUACUAUCUUUAUGGGGUCCAAAGAUAUGGAGAAACAGUCUUCUAAUGUUAUAUUGAUGAAGCUACUAGGCGCUCAGGUGAAGUCGGUUGAGGGAAAUUUGAAAGAUGCAUCAUCAGAUGCGGUGAGGUACUGGGUAAAUAACCUGGAGAGCAGCUAUUACCUUUGUGGAAGUGUUGUGGGACCUCAUCCAUGUCCGACGAUGGUAAGAGAGUUCCAAUCUGUGAUUGGAAAAGAGACGAGGAAGCAAGCCAUGGAAAGAUGGGGAUCCAAGCCAGAUGUACUGGUGGCCUGCGUAGGCAGUGGUUCCAAUGCUUUGGGAUUAUUCCACGACUUUAUUGGAGACCAUGAUGUGAGGUUGAUUGGUGUCGAAGGAGCCGGUCGCUUUGGGCUCGACCAUGGCCCACAUUCCGCUACAUUGACCAGAGGACACGUGGGAGUCUAUCAUGGAGCCAUGACUUACUUGUUGCAAGACGCCUAUGGUCAAAUUCUAAAUCCACAUUCCAUUGCCGUUGGGCUAGAGUGCCCGGGAGUUAGUCCAGAAUUGAGUUUUCUAAAAGACAGUAGACGAGCUGAGUUUUAUACGGUCACUGAUGAAGAAGCUCUCCAUGCUUAUGAAUUAUUGUGUAGAUUGGAAGGAAUAUUUCCAGCAUUGGAAGCGUGCCACGCAUUAGCAAUACUAAGUAAAGUGUGCCCCACUUUACCCAAUCACACAAAGGUGGUUGUCAAUUGUAGUGGUCGUGGUGACAAAGACGCACCUAUUGUCUUCAACUCUAUCCCAUCCCAUAUUAAUCCCAGCUUAGACUAAAUUAAUACAUUAUAUAUAUAUUAAUGUUGCGAUAUUUUUGCACACGCAAGUGUACGUAUCGUUUCAAGUAGUAAAACUCACGAGGAGUGAGGUCAAUCCCACAGGGAGUGUAGUUAAGUACGUUACAAUUAAAUUUUUACUUCUAUUUGAUUAAAUAAAAGAUAGGAAAAAAACAAUGAAGUAUAAGAAAAAUAGUUGGAAGCAACGAUUCAAGAAAAUUGAUAGUUAAUAAACUAGGGUGUCGAUUUCAAUUGUUUUUAUUGAAUAUGACCUAAUAUGAUUAUUUUCCUAA
Molecule: messenger RNA, 1781 nt
Organism: Cannabis sativa
Lineage: Eukaryota; Viridiplantae; Streptophyta; Magnoliopsida; Rosales; Cannabaceae
Product: tryptophan synthase beta chain 1
Exons: 5
Coding region: 86-1489 (467 amino acids)
Biological process (GO): L-tryptophan biosynthetic process
Cellular component (GO): cytoplasm
Molecular function (GO): tryptophan synthase activity
Source: RefSeq, a predicted model, not a curated record